Molecule: messenger RNA, 1109 nt
Organism: Nilaparvata lugens (brown planthopper)
Lineage: Eukaryota; Metazoa; Arthropoda; Insecta; Hemiptera; Delphacidae
Product: odorant receptor 43a-like
Exons: 4
Coding region: 685-1053 (122 amino acids)
Biological process (GO): sensory perception of smell
Cellular component (GO): membrane
Molecular function (GO): olfactory receptor activity; odorant binding
Source: RefSeq, a predicted model, not a curated record
UAUAAAUUUAUUGUUUCGUUCCAGUGUUCGUUAUUAGACCGCCCUGAAGUUUUCCAUAAUUUCAUUCAAAGCUAAAAAUUUCCUCAGUUUUUUUCAUUGUGGAUCAAAUUCUACAUCCCUAUAGACCUACACAAUUAAAAUUCAAUUGAAUUUCAUAUAUUUUCUGAUAAAAUAUCAUAAUAAUUUUCAUUUGAUUAUUAAAAGACCCAAAUUACAUAACAGUAGUUAUAUUGUAAUGUUUAAGAAAUUUCAAUUACCUAGACUAGACACACACCUUUUUAUUUUUACUUUAUUGUUUUCAUACUAGUUUAUUUUUUAUUAUUAAUAUUGAUAAUGUUUUUACCUUGUUUAUUAUACUUCGAUUAUCUGAUCAUACACUACUGGAAACAUGAUCAGUAUACUUUCCAAGAUACUAUUUAAUUUUUACUUAUGUAAUUUGUGAUUUGAGGAGGAAAUAAAUUAAUUUAUUCAUUAUUCAUACAUACAUUUUGCGAUCAUUUGUAAAAGUAAUUUUGACUUCCAACGUGUAGCUUAUUCACAUGUGUAUACAUGACACUUUAUUUUUAUACUAAUUCAAGGAAUAUAUUAUACAAUUGAAUUAUUAAUUUUGUUCUUUCCCAACACAGAAAUUUCGAAAAAUGCGUCAGAUUAACAGAAUAUUCGGUACUUGUAUUGAGCAUCAAUAUGGUUCUAGAUUCCUGCUUUAGUAUCUUCUACGUGAUGCAGAUGGAGAAUUCGAAAGUUGUUAUGAGUUACGCAUCUGUAUUUUUCUUCAGCAAUAUAUUUCUUCUUCUUUGCUAUUAUAGUGGUCAGCAAAUUUGUGAUCAGAAUGAAAUAUUCCGAAGACGUCUUGCUGAUCUUCCGUGGAUCAACAAGCCCAAGUGGUUUAAGCAAAGCAUGCUAAUUAUGAUGAGUCGGGCUAAUGUUGACACUGAGAUAAAGCCUUAUAGAAUGUUCGUCAUGAACCUCACAACGUACAAAGAUUUGAUGAAAGCUGCUUUCUCGUUUGGAAAUAUGCUCUACACUUACAAAAUGGCAGGUAAAGAAGAAUAAAGCAGGUUGAGAAGGACAGUAUUAAUAGACCCUCAACUCUGAUUGAAAUGACACGU